UCACACGGCUUGCUACAUAAAAUGCGAAAAAACGGAAUCGCGGAGAGCUGUAACGCGGAAUAGUACAAUAAAAAUAAUCGUUAAUCGCGAGCGUGUUUUUUUCUUUAACCGCUACACAGCACUUUAUUGCUUAAUAUAUUUUCUUCGUCGUUAAUUACAACGCGUCUUAAAUAGGAUAAAUAUGGGAAAAUGAGACGUCGCGUUCAUGCGAAGUAGUUGAAAAAGAAGGCACACACACAUACAACAUACAUACGCACGCACGUCGUUGCGAAGGAAUAUAUGUAUCUACACAUGCAUGUGAAUGUAUGAGUGUGCGCUGGUGUGUGCGGCCGUGUGUGUGUGUCGUGCGUUAGCUACUGAGAGUCUCGACUCCAAAAGAGAGAGAGAGAGAGCGAACAAGAGGAGGGGUGGGGACAGAACGGCGGCGUUUGAGCGUUGAAAAAAAAACGUAAAAAUGAACUGGCACAGCCGACGACGACUACUACAAAACAAACGCCAAAGUACGUACUAUGUUCUACUACGGCUACAACUGUGAUAUUUGGAUAUAAAGCCGCCCCGCACCGAAAAAAAACAAGCUCCGUACGUGUAUACGUACGCUUGUGUCUCUGCCGCUGGACGACGGAAAGAAAGAAAAAGAAAAAACUAGAGCUAUCGAAGCAACAGACAAAGCGGCAUCAUCCAGAAUCGAAAGAAGCAGACACAGCAGCAGCAGCACCACCACCACCACCUCAGUGAAUAUUAUUAAAGACUGCACACAUAUACAGAAUGGUCGUCGGCUCGAAUCAUACGCGGCGCAGUGAAACUGCCGGCAGAUACGCAAACAGCAGCAGCAACAACAACAACAACAGCAACAGCAGCGGCAGCAACACCACGAAUAGCAGCGGCAGCAACAACAACAAUUCCACCAGCUCAACGUCUUCAAUUGCAAACGCAUCCUCAGCGGCGGCGGCGACGUUGUCGUCGUCGUCGUCGUCGUCAAUGUCACACAACAACAAUAACAAUAAUAACAACAAAAGCCAAAACUCAACUCUUAACAACAACAGCAGCAGCAGCAGCAGCAACUCACAUCAGCAGCAGCAUCAUCAUCAUCAUCAUCAUCAUCAGCACAAUCAUCAUCAUUACCAGUCGCAGCAGCAACAGAGCACAACGCAUCAUAGUUCCGCAUCAGCACCGGCAACAUCUUCAUUAUCGUCAGUAUCAUCAUCAGCAUCGUCAACAGCAUCAUCGACAACAACAACAACAACAUCAUCAUCAUCAUCAUCGCAUGGCGCUGGAGGCGGCGGCAGUGGGGCGGUUCAUGUGGCUGUUGGCAGCCUUAACGGUUGCAACGGCAGCGCCGUCAGUCGGCUAUCACAAUCGACGGGCAUGUCGCCCCGUGAGCUGUCCGAGAACGAUGACCUGGCCACAUCGCUAAUACUGGAUCCGCAUUUGGGCUUUCAGACGCACAAAAUGAAUAUACGAUUUAGGCCCCUCAAAGUGGAUACACAGCAGCUAAAGGCGAUUGUCGAUGAAUUUAUACACACCCAAAACUAUGACAUUGCCAUACAGCGCAUCUACGAUGGGCCCUGGAUACCGCGCCAUCUCAAGAAUAAAAACAAAAUUGCCACCAAGCGGUUGCACGAUCACAUUGUUCGCUAUUUGCGUGUGUUCGACAAGGACAGCGGCUUUGCGAUCGAGGCAUGCUAUCGCUAUUCACUGGAGGAGCAGCGCGGCGCCAAGAUCAGCUCGACGAAACGCUGGUCGAAGAACGAAAAAAUCGAAUGCCUUGUCGGCUGCAUUGCCGAGCUGACGGAGGCCGAGGAGGCGGCAUUGCUGCAUUCGGGCAAAAAUGAUUUCUCCGUAAUGUACAGCUGCCGGAAGAACUGUGCCCAGCUCUGGCUGGGACCAGCCGCCUAUAUCAAUCACGAUUGUCGGGCCAAUUGCAAGUUUUUGGCGACGGGCCGUGACACCGCCUGCGUUAAGGUGCUGCGCGACAUUGAGGUCGGCGAGGAGAUAACCUGUUUCUAUGGCGAGGAUUUCUUUGGGGACAGCAAUCGUUAUUGCGAGUGCGAGACAUGCGAACGACGCGGCACUGGUGCCUUUGCCGGCAAACAUUCGGCCAAUCAGCUGAACGAGGCGAUGCUCGGACUGACAAACGGCCUCGGCUUGGGCCUCGGACUCGGACUGGGCGCCGCCGGCAGCGCCAACGGCGGUGGCUAUCGUUUGCGCGAAACGGACAAUCGCAUCAAUCGCAUCAAGAGUCGCGCCAACAGCACCAACAGCACCUCCAACAGCAACAGCAACGACAGCAGCAGCAAUACGGGCAACGUGGCCAACAACAACAGCAGCAGCAACAAUAGUAUUGCCGCAGCUGCAGUUGCACAAACUGGUGCUGCGGUGCGGCCCAAGAGCAGCAGCCUAGAGCUGAACGCUGUCGCCCUAAUGGACAAGAAGCUGCCUAAUGUCGUUGUCUCGCCGCUGACCAUGAAGGAGCUGCGCCAGAAGGGCAUGACCAAGUACGAUGCCGAAAUGAUAAUGGCCAAUGCGGCAUAUCAUCAGCAGCAGCAGCAGCACCAUCAUCACCAGCAUCAUCACCAGCAUCAGCACCAUCUUCAUCAUCAUCAGCAAUAUCACACACACCUGCCACACACAGCUGCAGCAGCAGCAGCAGCAGCAGCUGCCGGCGGCAGCAGCAAUGCAGAGGCUGCCAGCCAGGCAACGGCCAUGCAGAAGCCGCAAGCAGCCGCCGAGCUGAGCAACGGGCGCGCCAUCAUCAGCACGCUCCGGAAGUCGAUGCGCGUGAAUAGCACCAGCAGCAGCAUAUCCACAGCCUCCACGGACGAGCCGCUGGCCAGCUAUGCUCCAACAACAGCAGCAGCAGCAGCAGCAACUGUUGCAGCCAUAGCCAAGGCACCUGUUGUGCUAAUGCCGCGCUAUAAGCCAGCUGCUGUUGCCGCCGUGCUGCAGCAGCAGCAACAACAGCAGCAGCAGCGCCAGCAACAGCGUCAGCUGCGGCGCAGCGAGCGCCAGACGCAGCGGCAAAAGGUCAGCAUGGACACGACACAGCUGCUGGGCAAAAAUCUAACGGACAGCGAGAGCAGCGACACGGAUUUGCAGCAGCAGCAACAUCUACAGCAGCAGCCGCAUAGGACCUAUGCGCGCAGGGAGGGGGCAGCUGAUGCAGCAGCAGCAGCAACGGGCUCCUCAACGCUGGAGAAGCGCGUGACACGCAACAGCGCCGGACGCGCAGCCGCCGCGGCAGCUGCAGCAGCGGCAGCAACAGCAGCAGCAACAGCAGCAAUAACAAUAAACAACAACACAGCAACAAUAACUGCCCACAACAACAACAGCAGCAACAGCAGCAGCAGCAACAUAAAAACAACGAUUACAAAUUGUAAUAAUUUAAAUAUUAGUAAUAGCUGUAGAAAUUAUGUUAGCGCUAGAUUUAGUGAACGCAAGCUGAAGCCGAGCGAGCCGGCAACGGCAGCGGCGGCGGCGACGACGGCGACGACGACGGCGGCUUCGUUAGCAAACCUGGCGCUGCCCUCGUCGUCAAACUGCUCGCCAGGCGAGCAGCAGCAACAACAGCAACAACAACAACAACAGCAGCAGCAGCAGCAGCAGCAGGCAACGGCAGCAGCAGCAGCAGCAACAACACGCAGUCGCAGCAGCAGUCCCGCCUAUAAAAAGAACCUCAUCUCCAGCUUUGAGCAAUCCAGCGGCGGCGGCGGCAACGCCGCAGCCAAACGUCAGGCAACAGCAGCAACAGCUGCCGUGGAUGUUGCCACAGAGCCGGGCAAGCAGAAGCGCAGCCGACGCGCCGCCGCUUUGGCCGCCGCCCAGCACAUACACUGCGACGCAGUUGCCGGCGUCCUGCAGCGCAAGCGACAUCAGACGGCAGCAACAGCAGCAGCAGCAACAACAACGGCAACAAGUGGCAGUGGCAGCAGCAGCAGCAGCGCUGUGGAGCCGCUUUUGAAGACGCCCGAGCGACGACUGAAGCUGACGCUGCGCAUGAAGCGCUCGCCCAUAUUGGACGAGGUCUUUGAGCUGGGCACCAGCCUCGGCGAGGAUCGGCAGCAUGCCCUGCAAAAUGGACACGGCGGCGGUCGAGCCAGCCAAGCGGCCAGCGCGCACAGCAGCAACAGCAAUAGCAGCGGCGGCGGCGGCGGCAUCGUCGGACGAAGCAACAGCAGCAACAGUGCCAGCGGCGGAGGCGGCGGCGGCGGCAACAACAACAACAACAAUGCGCUGCGCAAUGCCAGCAGCAGCAGCGGCGGCAUUGAGUAUGAAAUUCUGCGCAUGGAGGGCAUAUCAGAGCAUGGCAACGAUGAUGAUGAUGAUGAGGAGGAGGGGGAGGAGGAGGAGGAGGAUGAGGAUGACGACGACGACGACGACGAGGAAGCCGAAGAGGAAGAGGAGGAGCAGGAGCUGGAAGAAGAAGAAGAGGGCGAUGAGCUCGAACAAGAGCAGCAGCAGCAGCAGCCGCAGCAGCAGCAGGAAGCGGCUGGCAGCGAUGCCUCCGACUGGCGCUACACUGAAAAAACACGACGCAGUCGGCGCAGCGCCCAAAGCGCCGCCAGCACGCCGCCUCCACCGCCGCCGCCCCAGGUUGCCAGCAGCAGCAGCAGCAUCUAUGGCACGCCACAGAAGAAGCGACUGCGCCUGAUCUUUGGCAACGAGUCGCACACAAUAGACAUUCCACCAGCAAGCACAACAGCAACUGUUGCAGCUGAGGCGGCAGCAGCAGCAGCUGCACCUGUUGGCAGCGGCAUCGAUGAGCUCAACAGCAGCGGCGGCGGCAGCGGCGGUGGUGAUGAAUCCCUUAAUGCUUCCUAUGCCAGCAGCAGCAGCAGCGGUGCCACCGGCAGCGGCAGCGGCACCAGCAUGACCGUGAACACCUCCUCGCUGAACAGCACGCCCACAUCCACCGCCUCGUUGGGCAACAACGAUCGAAGCGAACUCGAGGCGGCAACAACAACAUCCGCUGCUGCUGCUGGUGCUGCUGGUGAUGCAACGGCAAGAGCUGCAGUUGCAGCUGCAGAUUCACCCACAUCGACCACAUCCAGCGUCGGCUCGUUCCAAUCGGCCUGCACCUCAACAACCAAUUUCUUCACGCGCUCCAAGUCUCCCAGCAGCUACCAGCUGAACGGCGGCAGUCGCAGCAACAGCAGCAACUACAUGCCCUAUUAUCAGCAACAGCAGCAGCAGCAACAGCAGCAACAACAGCAGCAACAACAGCAGCAGCAGCAAUUGUGCAAAUUUAGCAGCAACAGCAGCAGCAAGCGCGCUGCGGAGCAGGCGCAGGCCGUGGUCAGUAGCAGCAGCAGCAGCAGCAGCUGUAGCGUGGGUAACAAUAGCAACAGUAAUAGCAACAACAGCAAUAGCUCGACAAUGGGCAGCAGCAACAGCGCAACUGUUGCCGCGAGCAGCGUUUCCAGCACUCACGCCUUUCUGCCUCAGGCUUUGACCAUGCCCAAGCACACGUUUGGCACCUGUGCCCUGCUGGCCCCCACAAGCUUUGCCAACCUGCAGCAGCAGCAGCAACAGCAGCAGCAGCAGCAGCUGCCGACAUCCAAGCUGGCAGCUGAGCAACAGCAGCUGCCCACAUCCUCGUCGCCGCAGCAUCACCAACAUCAGCAGCAGCAACAACAACAACAACAACAACAACAUAGCAACAAAUAACCAACGACUGAUCUCUAUGCGAAUUGACUGCGCUGCUGCCAUUGCCAACAACAACAACAACUGCAACAGCAACAACAAUUAGAUAACAUUUAUUUAAGAAUAUCGCCGCAGCCGCCUGCCCUUGCCUGCUGCUAGCCCUAAAGCUGCAAUCCCUUAAGUAGCGUUAGGUCGUCUCUGUGUGCGUGUGUGUCUGUGUGUGUUCAUUCAUAUGCCUCGGCAGUGUGGCAACUCUGUCUGCAUAUAAGGGGGGGGGGGGGGGGGUGAGUCCGUUAUAAGAGCAUAAGAGCUUUGCGUAAAUGUGUAUGUUUUAGGUAGUCAAUACCCAAGAAGAAGAAGAAAAAAACAAAAGCAAAAAACAAAAAUCAUGAUCAGGCAAACAAUAGCAAUAAUAACAAUAACAACAACAACAACAAAAGUCUGUUUUAGCAAAUCUUUGAUUAUACAUUUCUUGUUUGCUUUUUUUUCCAUUUCUCUCUCCCUCUUUUUCUCUUUCUCUCUCUCUCUCUCUCUCUCUUGCCAUUGCAGAUGGAUAUUUAAAGCAUAAAUGUAGCAAAAAAGCGUGUGUUAAACAAAUUGUUGCAGUUGGUGGUGGUGGUGGUAAUGAUAUUGA
Messenger RNA from Drosophila montana, 6274 nucleotides. RefSeq names its product Histone methyltransferase 4-20 (gene Hmt4-20). The transcript is spliced from 3 exons. NCBI's taxonomy places the organism in Eukaryota, Metazoa, Arthropoda, Insecta, Diptera, Drosophilidae. The record is from RefSeq and is a predicted model, not a curated record. Gene Ontology annotation, cellular component: nucleus. The coding region runs from base 766 to 5664 and encodes 1632 amino acids. Gene Ontology annotation, molecular function: histone H4K20 methyltransferase activity; protein binding.